UCUUUUUUCCUUUUUUCUCUGGUUUUUGCUUCUUCCUCUCAUCCUCCACUAGUUUCUGCUCUUAUCCUUCACAAUAGUACUAUAAGUUGUGAUUCCAUGUACCGUGUUCUUGUCUCUUCAAUUUCUGUCUUACUGCUGGUGAAGGAGACGGCCUUUUGAUAAACAUCUGAAGGAAACUUAGUACACUAGCAAGAUCUAGAGCCAAAGGUAUCAUGUCUGAUCGUGUUACACAAUCAUAUUCGGAUUAUGAUGGUAGAACUGGGAAGUCUAUACAUUCAGUUCAAUCUGUAUGGAUGGCACAUUGGACUAGAACAAGCUACAAUGCGACAGCAGAAACACACACUCAUGCACCUAUUGCUGUUGGAAACAAGGAAAUUGACCAAGAUUCUAAGCCUCUCCGAUCAUUUGUUGAAAUGGAGACAAUGUCGUCCAAACUUUCUAAAUCCGUCAAAAGAUUAAGAGAAUCUGAAACUCAGACAUUUGAAGUCAUUAACGAGAGUCUGAGAACAAGUUCAAGAACCAUCGCAAAAGAAACUCUAGGCAAUUGGUCCUUACCAUUGCACAGUCCUAGUGAAAAUGUCAAAACUCAUUCAUAUGACAUUGGUCGUAAUAUUGUUGCAUCGAGGCCUUUGCUAGAUAGUCCAAAUCACUUAUCAUCUCAUCUUGUGCCAUACCGAGAUCCUGGCCAGUACAUAACUAAAGAAGGGGGAAAGACGCAGAAACCAUUCAUAAGUAGAUCAUUUCUAGCUGCAAAUGAAGAAGUGCCAAGACCGGGAAUGUUAGAGCAUGCACCCUCCACAAGCAGAAAACUUCUCCCAGGAUUUGGUGGAGAAGAGUUCCAGAAAAUUCCAGGUUGUUCCUUUAUCAGGUUGUUAAAAAAUGAAUCCAGUCCUUCCCAGGUAACUGAAUCAAAAGAGUUACAUCAUCAUUCUUAUGACCAGAAAAAGCUACCACGUCCUUUGCUUGGUGUAGAGUCGAUGAGAAUAAGUAAUACUAUGGACUCUGUAAUGGGAAUGGCUGGAUAUGGUCCCCAUGUUUCUCAGUCAACUCAUAGUAUGUUAUUCACAAAAGGAACAGAUGCUGAUCUGUUGGAAGGAAACAAAGUCAUCGGUAAUUCAAGGAUGUGGAGUGAACUUAAUGGGAAAGCAUCAUUAAGUGAUCACGAUAGCCCAUCUAAAUCUUUUGGUCAUUAUAAGGGAGGAAUGAAGCUUCAUGGAAAAGAAAAUUUAGAAAGCAGUAAGCCUUCUAAAUUUGUGUUAAAGAAUGAAUCUUCAGCUGAAACGGAUACCAUGGACAUGAAUGUGUUUCACGAGAAGAACCAGCUUUGUGGUACGAGUUCCUCUAUAGUAAAGAAGGUGAACAAAAUGGACCAGAAUUCGUCCCCUCAACUUGCACUUGACUGCUCCAGGAAAGAACAUGGACACAAAAAGUUCAAGUGGGAUAUAAACUUAGAGCUGCCUGCUCCAACUGAUAAUAUGGAGGCAAGUUCUUCCAGAACUGAAAGUUUGGACUUGGGAUCAAUACUCGCCCGUGCUGAACAGCCCGGUUCAUCAAGAACUGAUCUUUCUCCUGAAGGGCUUCUUGGACAAGACCCUAGUAGUAGAUGGGUUAAGCGCCUCAAAGUGAGUGCUUCUGGUUCUUUGGCUUUUGGGACUAAAAGCUCCAGUUUACCAGGGGAGAGGGAGGCAUCUCAUGAGAAAUCACACAAGUUCCUUAGCAAACGUACUCAAGCAAAAACCAUAACUAACUCAGAGUUAGCAUCUAGUAAACGUCAUGGUAAAGAAUUGAUGGCUCACAAUAGCCCUUCUUCUUUGAGCGUUGUCAAGAAAGAUUUGGAGUCAUUGACUUCACACUCAUGGAUUCAAAGGUUGCUUCAAAAUAGGGCUACCGCUGCACAAAAGAGGCCCCAACCGGUGGUGGUUUGUGAGCCUCAAAUCUCAAAGUUGGAGCUCGAUGAUUUCCAGAAGAAGCAGCUUCCUAGCCUUGGUGCCAUGGCCCUAAUGGGAAAGGCAAUGAAUGGAUUUCAGCCGUGUGAAUUCCAUAGGAAAGGCCCUUUAGUUGUUUGGAACACUAGGAGUUUCUGAAAACUAUCAAGCAGGAACAGUUGUUAGGCUUCAGAGACAAAAACACUAGGUGGACAGAGUUUCUUUGGCACCUGUUGCUGAUGGGAGGUGGCAGGUCAGAAUAAGUCGAGGUGCGCGCAAGCUGGGCGGACACAAUGGUUAUAAAAAAAUCCAGUUAUUAGGCUUCAGUUUGAUCCGCCAAUAGUGCCAACAUGCCCAAAUAUCUUUGACUUGCAUGGUACGGAGAACAGAUCUCAUGGAUUGUAAUGCUUGAGUGACCUGGUGCAUGUUGGAGCUUGAUGUAAAUAGUUGGCGCUAGUAAGUACUUUGUCUUAUAUUUAUAUUUGGAUUCUGUAUUUGCCUAGAUGGUGCUACUUUGUAUUAAACGUAAUGAUGAAAGCACCAGCAUUAGGCGUGCUUCUCUAUUCAGCUCGGACAGGGUUUUUGAGAUUGAGUAUUAACAUAUAGGAAGCAUAAUCUGUUUGAGAA
Lycium ferocissimum is the source of this 2552-nucleotide messenger RNA. RefSeq lists its product as uncharacterized. The coding region runs from base 213 to 2084 and encodes 623 amino acids. The transcript has 4 exons. Gene Ontology annotation, biological process: regulation of photomorphogenesis. The record is from RefSeq and is a predicted model, not a curated record. NCBI's taxonomy places the organism in Eukaryota, Viridiplantae, Streptophyta, Magnoliopsida, Solanales, Solanaceae.